UGUAUCGGCGAGGGGAGCGCUCCGCAUGCGCAGAGGGCGUUUCCCGCCGUGGCCCUCCGUUUCCCGCUGCGCCGGCAGCCAUUGGCCGCUCGGGGUGAGCGUCAGAGGUGACGCAGCGGGAGGAGGCAGUCGUUGCCGGCGACGGCGGCCCGGAGGGCCAAAAGUUGAUUAUUCAGCGUUUCCAAAGAUGAAGAGGAAAGUUGCAAAAGUUGGGAAAUUGAGGCUUAGUCCUAAUGAAGAAACCAUGCUUUUGAAAGAAGAAUAUGAAAGAAGAAGAAAACUGAGGCUACAGCAAGUUAGAGAGCAACAGAAGUAUAUCGCCUUGCAGAUAAGACAGAAAGUAAAGCAGAGGAGAGAACAACAACUACAUCAGUUAGAGGAGGCACUGAGAGCUGAAUGGCAGAAAGCACAGGAUCAAAAGAUGAAAGCCUUAGAAAAACUGUAUUUAUCAAGCUUAAGAGCGAUUGGUGAGGGUCACCGACAAGCCAAGGAGAACGAACCUGACUUAGAAGCUCUGGCAAAGCAAGCAGAGGAAAGGAAACAAAGAGCAGAGAAGAGACAUAGGAAAGCCCUGAAAGAACAGAAGUACCAAAAAGAAAAAUUACUUCAUGAGCAAGCCCGACGAACAAAUGCACGUAAACAUGCUCUGGAAGUGGAAAGACAAAGAGCAGCCAAAGUUGCAAGCCUGCCACCUCCUCCGCCACGUCCGCUUGAGAAUUUUGAAGUGAAAAAGACUCCUGCAGUGAAGCCCUAUAGUGCUGACAACUUUUCUGUUACACGUUAUCAUAUUUCUGAGCCUUACGUGGACAGAGAAGUGGAUGGAGAGCAGCCAGAUGCUCGGUUAGCUGCUGAAGAAGAAGGGAAACGUUUGGAGGAACUACACAGAGAGGCAGAGAGGGAGAGAAGAGAGCAGCUUGAAAAGGCGCAUCUCAGAGGAAGUCAUGCCUUGAAGAAGGUGCAUUUGGCUCAGGACAGGGAAAGGCUACUGAAAGAACUUGAGCAAAUGCAGAAUGUGGAUCGGAUGCAUAGAAGACAGAUUGUAGCGCAGAUGCCACCUCAACUUUUUGUGCCUGCAUACAAACGCAGGGAAAUAAAAGAAGAAUGGCAGAGAGAAUUGGAGUUUGCAUUUGAAGAUAUGUACAGUGAAGACAGGAAAAUGAAAGGAGACCUGAUUUUGCAGUUUGAGCCACAACCUUUGCCACCCCCUUCUGAUAGAUCUCAAGAUAAUGAUCUUGAUAUCUCUUUGGAGCAAGAAUCUGCUUGUAACACUCAACCAGAAUCUGCUUGUGAUACUCGAGAAGAAUUGGGACAGAUGAUAGAAGAGGAGGUCCCCAAUGAAUCAGAAAAUCUUGAAGAAGCUAAAACUCACCAACCUCAGUCAAAACUUGCCUUAAAGAAAUUGCUGAACAAGAUUAGAAGCCAAAAAGAGGAGUGGACAUCAAAAAGUGAGAAAGAGAUUCAAAGUGAAAUUGAGACUAUUGAAUCAGGCACAAUUGCUAGCGAAGAGAGACAAUUAUGUGAUUUAGAACUUAACUAUGAGCAACAGAAAAAUACAGUGUGUGAAGCCAAAGACUCUGUGAAAAUGCUGGAAAAUACAGUUGCAGCUGAAAAUUCAAUUCUAAUCCAUCCUCAAGAACAAGCAGCUAAAAUUAGAAUGGAAGAGGAGAGACAAAAGCAGAAUGAGCAAAUAGAGCAACAGAAACAGGAACAGCUGGCCUUACUUAAACAAAUUGAAGAAGAGAGAGCACGUUUGGAAGCUGAUUUUCUGAAGAUCCAAAUGCAAACCUGUUUGGAGGAGGCUAAGAAAAAAAAAGAGGAGGAAGGGCAAAGUCAGCUGGUACAAAGCCACAGUGUUCCUUCUACAGAUCAGCAGAACAAAGUGGAACAUGAGACUGGAAAUACUACUGUAUCAGAAACCAGGAGUCCUAGAAAAGACAGCCAUUUACAGAUGAUUCGUAAUUACCAACAACGCCUUCUGCAGCAAAAUAGGCUGCACAAACACUCCAUUGAAGAAGCUAGAAAGCGUAUACAGGAGUAUCAGAAUAAGUUGAAGCAAAGAUACUUGUCUACUUCUGCAACAUCUUCAAGCAUGGUGGAAUCAAAAUCAAUUAAUUUAAAGCCUGUCUUAGAACCACUUCUACAGAGGCAAGGAGUGCAACCAACACAAUACCAGUCAUCUGAACAGGUUCAUGCACAAGAGUAUGCACGGUCGCUACCUGUGUUUUCAGGAACAUUGCAUAUAUUGGAAAAACCAUCUUCACAGAAACAUGAAGAGCAAAUGCAUAACGUUUGUCCUGGCAGACACGUGCAGUUUUUAGAAGCAUCAAAAUUGAAGCAUGGAGAGUUUUGCUUGCCGUGUGGCGGUCCUUCACAGGAACAAGUGGGAAUAUUGGAAACCUCCAAUAACCACAUCAGAGAACCAUCUCAGUUCCAGUUACCAUCAGGGUUAGUCACGAAAGACGUCACUGCAGUAAGAAUGCAACCAGAAGCACGCGUACAACACGUUAGAUUUGUUUUGCCUGCGGAAGGUUCCUCUGAGCCUUCAGAAACAGUGCACUUUAAAGAGUCAUCUCAGAAGAUGUCUAACCAUCAAACAGAGACAGAAGCCGGAGAAGACCCUCCACUUAAGACACCCCUUAUGCCAGCAACAAGGGGAUCUCGUAUACUUCAGGUAGCCUCAGUUGAUUCUUUGGCGUAUCAGCAGGGAUCUGCAGAGAGCACCAUCAAAACAAGCCUUGAACGACUCCUCAAUCUUUCUGAACCCAUGACUUCAUCUCAUGAAGAAUCUAAAGCCCAGGGUGUUGAGGAAUUCUUGAUAUCAAAACCAGGAGAGGCAUCUUUGUUAAAUUAUUCUGGUAUACUGAAUUUAAGGGACAGAGUGUUGGCCUCAUCAGAAAGCAUCCAAGCUCAGCAAAAGUAUUUGAAAGAAUUGCAAGAGCAGCUAGAUGCACAAAGAGAAGCUCUUCUUUCUAGACAGAAAAUACAAGAACAACUACUUUUACAGAAGCAAGAUAAAUUGAAGGAACAGAUGCAGAGACAGCAAGAGGCUUUGAAAGAAUUUCUGAACAAGCAGGUGAGACGUAUGUGCACAAAUGAAGAAAUGACGAAGGCACAAAAGCCUGACUGGAUUAAUAGGACUGACUUUUUCCAAGUCUCAGAAGACUACCAGCCAGAGAAUUGUGGCAGGAGUAAAUUUCAUGGAAGUGAAAUGAUUUCACAGUGCAUCAGUCCAGCUGAGCAAACUGAACAGUCUGAGAAAGUUCUAUGUAGAGAACAGAAAUGGAAAUCUUCCAAACCACCAGUGGCAAAAGUCAAGUUAGGGCUUGAUUUGGAACAACACGAACUUAGUGUUAUACUGGAGGUAGACACGCCGAAGAGUUGCAACAUUUCUUUUGCAGAACAUGUUUGCAAUUUUCCCAUGUUUUCAAGACGUAAUUGUAUCUCUAAAGCCCAGUCCCAGGAUUUUCAAGUGGCUCAAGAUUCACCAGUUCUUGCUGCUGAAGUUGGAGAGGGAAUUACAACACAUUCUGGACCAUCAUUCAGACUUGAUAAUACGGAAGUACUUUCUAAAGUAGUAUCCACAAACUUAGGUUCAGAGGCUUUCACGCAAAGAAUACCCUGUGACUUAUCUUCAACAAUUUCCACUGGAAGCUUUUUGACUAGUGAAACAUUGGAUGGAAGCCCUGUUGACACUGGAUUGUCUUCUGAUAGUACGGAAGAUCAAAUUUUGAGAGAAACAGCAAGCCACCCUUGGAACUCCUUGCUGCCUUUUACCUUGCAGCAGAGGCAAAAGAAUUUGUCUGGAGCAUCUGAAACUCAGUUGCCUGAAGGAGAGAUGUACCUUUGUGAAGAAAGUCAGGUACAGCAGAUCUUGGGGAAAUGUACUGGAGACUUGAACUCUUACUCAGAGGACAAUACACAUUUCCAAGCUCUAGCAGCUGAACUUGAUUUUCCUGAAAUGGAGAGACCUUUUCUGAACUUCCAUCACCAGCCCUUUCAGCCUUUGGAACCAAGUCUUGACUCUGAUAUUUCAUCAUCCUGUUCUCAAUACAGAAUUUCACAAGACAGUAGAGAAUUUAGCAAGACUUCAAAAUUUUCAACAAAAAGUCAAGACACGUCUACAUUUCUAGAAGUGGGAAACUCCAGUUUGAGUAUACAAAGCAGCAAUCUGCCUUCUAGUCUUGAAACAAAUGGGCCAAACAACAUUACAUCAGAAGAAGAGGCUGUUAAAGAAAACGUUACUCCAGGAUCUGAAGAAUCUUUUCACCCACUGCAAUUAGAAUCUACUCUGAGCGAUCCCUGUCAGAGCGCUGAUCAGCCAGUGGACCUUAACACUAUGUUACAGAGAUCUUUUGAACAAACCCCUGGAAUUAAAAAAUGGGGUGAUAACUGUAUUUCAUCUGCCAGAGAAUACGAAGAACUGGCAAGAAAUAUGGAAUGUAUUAAUCUCCAGUGUUCAGUGGAAGAUCUGCGAAAUGAAGGUCUGAAUCCACUGGAAGAGCAAAAAUCAUUUUAUCAGCUAAAUAAGACACCAGUUACAGUAGAUGAAACUUGCCCUCAGAACUUACUAAAAGAGACUGUGUCUUCUGAAAAGUUACCUGUGGAGGCAUUUGAUAAGAAGUAUGUGAAGCUUCCUGAAAAAUCAGUUCAUGUACAUGAAGCAAAUAAAGCUGUGGACUUGGAUUCGCAGUGCAAUACAAGUAUAAAGGAGCCAGAUCGAGGCUUUCCAGAAGUACAAAAAUCUUCAAUGGUUCCCAGACAAACCAGCUUGGAAGACUCAGACAUCCAUUUACAGGCUGUUGUACAGCAGAACGGUUCCUUCCUGGAAAGACAUGAAAAACAUUCUAAUUCUGUGCCCAGAAGCUCAUGUGGUAUUCCAGUCUGGGAGACUGAGUCAGGGCGUGGUAUUAUGGAAGAACCUGAACUCACUCUGGUAAGCUCAAAUGACAUCAGUAUUGCAGAAUCAGACGUUGAACAUACUAACCAAGAGAAAAUUAAGGAGGAUAAAAUCAAAAACCUAGCAUGUGUGGAUCAGCGUGAAUUUAAUGUUUCUACUGAGGAGAGAGAAUUUUUACCGCUAUCUCCAGAUGCAGAUUAUUCAGUGUUUGUAAGGCCUGACAGCUCUUCCAAAGCCCGGAGUGCCAAUGACAGUCACUUUCCAUCACAUCAGACUGCAGUGAUGCUGCUCGAGUUUGCAGCUACACCUGGAAGUUUGCAAGAAUCUUUUUUAAAAAGAAAGAAGAACUUCAUCCAGAAAUCUCUGAAAAGAGUAGAAGAAAUGAAAAAUAAAGAGAGAGAAAAUGAAAAGCCAGAAACCAGACAGUUUCAAAGAGGAAAGUCUGAGAAGUUAAGCAGGCAAAAGGAGUCUUUUCUUAUCUCUGGAAAAAAAGGUGCAGUUGCCAAUCAGUUGAAGAAAGUAGGAGAGGUGAAAGUGUCUUCUCCAGAGGACAGGAAGUCAGGAGAAGUUGAAAUGCACCAGCGGACUUCAAGACUUUAUAAUCAACUUGCAGAAGUAAAAAUCAGAAAGGAAGAAAAAACAAGGCAAGAAACUUAUGCUAAAAACAGAGAAAAGGCUAAAGAGUUUCAAAAGAAAAUGCUAGAAAAACUACGUGCCAAGAAGACUUGGAAAGCACUUUGACUGCAGAAGACUGAUGAAGAAGGAACACUACUAUAUUGGUACAAUCCAAGAGACCACUGAAUAAUGCAGACUUCAUUAAGUUAAUUGCAGAGCCAUUAGGAAUCCUCACCUUUAAGCUGCAGGAAAACCAUAAGUAAACAAAAUCUGUGUAGUACCCUCAUGUUUUACUGAGAUCACUACAGAAGCAGAUUAACUACUGCUUUAAACGUGGUUUGCCUCAGAUUAAGUAAACUGACAUUGUGAAAAGCCUUUCUUCAUGUGCGUUAGCAUUUUAAAGGGAGAUCAUACUAACUUUUGUAAAGUAUGUGUAUAAACCAUUUUCAAAUAAAGGUUUGGUUUUUUUUUUUU
Aquila chrysaetos chrysaetos is the source of this 5986-nucleotide messenger RNA. It is a transcript of the gene CEP295, whose product is annotated as centrosomal protein 295. Bases 26 to 5638 code for a protein of 1870 amino acids. Lineage: Eukaryota; Metazoa; Chordata; Aves; Accipitriformes; Accipitridae. The transcript has 29 exons. Gene Ontology annotation, cellular component: centriole; centrosome; cytosol. The record is from RefSeq and is a predicted model, not a curated record. Gene Ontology annotation, biological process: regulation of centriole replication.